This is a messenger RNA of Chaetomium globosum CBS 148.51, 3405 nucleotides long. RefSeq lists its product as uncharacterized. Gene Ontology annotation, biological process: ubiquitin-dependent protein catabolic process. The record is from RefSeq and is a predicted model, not a curated record. The transcript is spliced from 2 exons. Gene Ontology annotation, cellular component: anaphase-promoting complex. Lineage: Eukaryota; Fungi; Ascomycota; Sordariomycetes; Sordariales; Chaetomiaceae. Gene Ontology annotation, molecular function: ubiquitin protein ligase binding. Bases 1 to 3405 code for a protein of 1134 amino acids.
AUGCCGGCCGCUGUGGCAUCCCAAUGGCGGGACCGCCAACGGAGGGUGUUCCAGUCCGUCUUCCAGACGGAUGUUACUCAACCCACGCCUCAGUCAGCUCGAAGUACCCUUCUCCCAGGGCCCGAGCAGCCGUCUGCCGUAUCCGCAGCGCCCUUUCUCGGCCAACAACAAACCUACCCGUCACAGAGUCAUGGGCACCCCCUAGCAGACCAGCACUCCCUCCGGCGAAGUACCCCUGAGCCGCCCCUCCAGACAACACCCGCACAGCCACUGUUCCCCCCCGCGGCAGAAACAGACGACCAGGCUGCCUAUGAUCGCGCCUGGCACGUCGUAACCGCCCACAUUGCCCUCCCCUCGUCCGCCACCGCUGACGAUACGUUUGGUACUACCACCACCACUUCCACCCUUGCCGCAGAGCCGCAGCAGCAGCAACAGCAGCAGUCAUGGCCCAGCAGUAGGAGACGAGGCCGCGGUCGAGAUGCUUCUGCCGCACCGUCAGGCCCAGUCUCAGGCCCUGCCCCUGACGGUGACUUCUAUGAGGCCUUCGCUGCCCUCGCCAACGCCCGCUCGCUGCUGCCCGGCGCUACCCGCACCGGCGACGUCCUGGCUUGGCAUGUUCGUCAGGUGCGCGCCCACUUUGCUCAACACGUGAUCCCCCUUUUGGCCGGGUGCGUCGAUGACGAUGGUGGUGGUGGUGAUGAUGAUAAUGAAGAGGGGACUGAGAAUAUGGAUAAUCAAGGCCGUCGUUGGAAGGUGGCAGGGGGGAAGGGGAAGGGUGAUUACUACGAGAGACACAUGGUGAUUGUUAUGAGUAGUAUUCGGACGCUUGAGGCUGCGCUGCGACUCUACUUUCAUGGCCUCCAUCAGUUGUUAUCAGGGUUUGCCCGUCUCGCUGAUGUUGCUCCAGAGGCGGCUAAGAACGCUGAGGUGCUGAAUGCCCGCUUCCGGCGGGACUUGCAUGCCCUUGUUGGCGGCUCCGUGUCGGCGGGACUGAUACGUUCCGUAAAAGCGGUCUUGGUACGCCUUGCCGGGACGAUUCUCGGUAUCCCUUCUCCCAGUGAAGUUGGAGGAGGGUGGGCAACUCGACCCGCCCCGCCGGGGCCCGAUGAUCUGAAAGUACAGGCCGCGAGGGAGCGGUUAAUCGAGUUGGUUCAGCAGCUGCAGAACGUAGGCCUGGCUGGCGAGCGGUUCCAGGUCCUCUUCGCCGAGAUCAUGGACACCAUGAUGUCCAGCUUUGUCAGCGGAGCUUAUGCCGGCGUGUGGUCGGCACCAGACACACGCUCAUUUUCGGCUACGAUGGACUCAGUGUCACGAGGCGCGCCGCUGUCUACGGCAUCACCGUGUAUCAUGUCGCUGAAUGACUGGGUGGAGAACCAUUUUGCGCGGCUGAGCUUCGAGGUGCUGGCCUGCGUCUCCAGUAACCCUCAAGGGCCACUGCCGGUGUCGCUAGCCGACCUCAAGAUGUACCAGUCUCUCGCCCUUGGCCGUCUCGCUGCCCUGCGUAUUCAGGAACUAUUUGACAUCGUCUUGGCAUGGCCGGCGUCCCGCCCGGCGCUCGAUGACUUGCGUGCCACCAUCACCACCGCCGCUCGCCGGAAGCAGCUUACCAACAGCUUUUCGCGUGCGCUACAAACCCGCCUACUACACCCAGGCUGUAGCACGCUUGAGAUCUUGCAGACGUACAUCUCCAUUAUCCGCACGCUACAUGCUCUCGACCCCAGCAAGGUGCUCCUCAGCCGGGUCGAGCCGGGCCUGCGGUUGUAUCUGUGCCAGCGGGAGGACGCUGUCCGCGUCGUUGUUGCGGGGCUCCUUGCCAGCCCCGACGAGAUGCGCGCCGCGAGGAAGGUCAAGGAGGUAUGGAGGCAACAACGCGACGAAGCUGGUCAAGCCAAGAAACGUACAAGGGACCACGACGACUAUUCUGAUGUUCUCGCUACGCCGGGAUCCUCCUCGGCCAGAACUCCCCAGCCCAGAGCAGCCCGCCGUGGUUUCGCCCCGCAAGCAGACAACACUACCCCGUCCUACACAUCAGUGCCAACAACACCCGCUCGCCUACCACUCCCCAGAAAGUCCACAGAGCCCCUCCCCAAAAAGCUAGUCGAGCUCGCCCUCCUCCUCAACAACGACCCUUCCCAGGCACAGACCCGCCGUGGCGCCACUGCCGCCCCUUCUUCAGACGACGCGGACCUCGACUGGGCCGACCCGUCCUGGCUUCCCGAUCCCAUCGACGCCGGCGCGCACUACAAGCGCCCGAGGCGCAGCGAGGACGUUAUCGGCACGCUCAUCUCGGCUCUAGGCAGCGAGGAUGCCUUCAUAAAAGAGUUCUCUGCCGUGCUUGCCGAACGGCUGCUACUGCCGCCGGCGUCGUCGAAUGGCAGCCCGACGCAGCAGCGGUUCGAGCAGGAGCUGAGGGUGCUGGAGCUGUUGAAGCGGCGGUUUGGCGAGGCCAGCUUGCAGGGCUGUGACGUGAUGAUUCGGGAUGUGGUAGAUUCGAGGAGGGUUGAUGCCGGGAUCUCGAAGCGGAGGGAUAGAGUGGGCAGAGAGAGUCUACAGGGUAUGGGGAGGAUCGAGGAGGUGGAAUUAGGGGCCAGAGACGGCAUAGAAUAUCACGCGAGCAUUCUGAGUAGGCUCUUUUGGCCUGGCCUAGAGAGGGAGCAUUUCCUGCUCCCUGCUGUUGUGGUCCAGCAGCAGGAGCGGUAUGAGGCCGGGUAUGAGGAGCUCAAGUCGCGACGGAAGCUGACUUGGCUUAACCAGCUGGGCCAGGCGAGGGUCGAGAUUGAGUUGGACGAUCGCACGGUUACGGUGGAUUGCAGCCCUGUAGAGGCGACCGUCGUGUACGCUUUUCAGGAGGGUGGUGAUGGUGCUGGCGGCGCGGUGCAGAAGUCAGUUGAGGAGCUGUAUGAGCAGCUGCAGUUGGACGAGGAUCUCAUCGCGGCCGCGCUGCAGUUCUGGGCUGGCAAGGGCGUCCUACGCCGCGUGCCGGGCGCCGCGAACAGCAACACUUACGUCGUCGCGGAGACGCUCAGCGAACCUGCCACUGGUGCUCCCGCAUCAGAUGCCGCAGCCGACCAGCCCAUGGAGGAAGAACCGGCGGCGGCGGCUGCGGCGGCCAGCCAGGGCAUGUCGGCCAAGGAGCGCGAGCGCCGCGAUAUGUACUGGCGCUACAUCCAGGGCAUGCUGACCAACGCCAGCACCAGCAUGCCCCUGGCCCAGAUGGCCAUGAUGAUGAAGGUGCUGAUAGCCGACGGGUUCCCCUGGAGCAACGAGGAGCUGCAGGACUUCUUGGGGGAGAAGGUCGCUGGGGGGGAGAUGGAGGUUGUGGGCGGGAAGUACAGGCUUGUUAGGAAUCAGUUCGAGAUGCUCGGGAGCUGGGAGUGUCAACAACCCCCGUAUUUACAUUUCUAA